GUAUGUUUUUUUGACGUUUGAAGAAAAACACCUCUAAUUUUGGUUCCUGGAUCUCGAUUUUCCUGUGGUUGCUGUGGCUCUUAUUCUUUCUAAAUCUGUUAUGUCCGAUUGAUUGUAAAUUUUUGCUCACAUGUAAUGGUUACUGUCUUAAGAUGUUGUCGAAAAGAUGUUUAAGAAUGCUGGAAUUGUAUAAAAAUAGAAAAAAAAGGAUCUCAGUAUGAUUUGAACUUGAGCAGUCCUAAUCACAAGAUAGCUAUUGAGUUUAUCACAUUUUUCUUUUGAUUUAAGUUAAUCAUUGGAUCUUAUUUCUUUGGGUGUGUUUCUCUCAAGUAUUGAUAAUGUCUCGAGCCAAGGUAACUAGGAAAUGGGAAGUAUUUGCUGGAAGAAAUAAGUUUUAUUGUGAUGGUAGAUUGAUGACAGCUCCACAUUCUGGUGUUUUUUUUCUUACUGUAUUUUUAAUUACAGCAACUUGUACAUUAUUUUUCAUUUUUGACUGCAGUUACUUAGCAGUGAAUGUUACUAUAGCAAUCCCUAUAAUUGGAGGCUUAUUAUUUUUAUUCACAAUGUCUUCCUUAUUGAGAACUAGUUUGUCAGAUCCUGGUAUAAUACCUCGUGCUACUCCUGAGGAAGCAGCUUAUGUUGAAAAACAGAUAGAAGUAACAAAUUCAGCUAAUAGUCCCACAUUCAGGCCUCCUCCUCGAACAAAAGAAGUACUAGUCAAAGGACAAACCGUCAAACUCAAGUACUGUUUCACUUGUAAGAUUUUCAGGCCCCCCAGGGCAUCACACUGUAGUCUCUGUGAUAACUGUGUGGAUAGGUUUGAUCAUCAUUGUCCCUGGGUUGGGAAUUGUGUGGGGAGAAGGAAUUAUAGAUUUUUCUAUAUGUUUAUAGUUUCCCUUGCGUUUCUAGCUGUAUUCAUGUUUGCUUGUGCUAUAGCUCAUCUUAUACUGAUUUCUAAACAGGAAAACUAUCAAUUUUUUGAGGCUGUUAAAGAAUCUCCACCUUCCAUUGUGGUUGCUCUGAUGUGUUUCUUUAGUGUCUGGAGUAUUUUAGGUUUGGCUGGUUUCCACACAUAUUUAACGACUAGUAACCAGACUACCAAUGAAGACAUCAAAGGUUCCUUCACAAGUAGAAGAGGACAAGAGAACCCAUAUUCCCAAGGGAACAUAUGUUUAAAUUGUUUUUACAUAUUAUGUGGCCCUGUUACACCAUCUCUAAUUGAUAGGAGAGGUGUUUUGACUGAAGACAAUAAAACCGAUCUUCCCAAAUUCGUCAAUAAUGCGCCUCUUUUGCCAGCAAGUAAUUAUCCCUUACCUAUCUUGAAUGGUCCAAAUCACACCUCAGAUCUUCAAGGCCACUACAGACAAACAACAGAAACUACCGAUAGUAAUGCUGGUAGCAUUACUCAACUAGUAACCAGUGAACAACCACUGGCAAUCACCAGAGCCUUACAAAAAACCGUGGAAACUGUUCCAGUGCAAUAUACAUCACAACCAAGUCUUCUAACCUCCAAUUCAACAUACAAUAAUGUUCAAGCACAUCCCGAGAGUAAUUUGAGUAAAUCUCAUAGCUACUCGAACAAUUUGAACUCCGAUUUCAAUAACGAUUUGGACAAGAGUUGUAGACCAAAUAUUGGCGAUUUACACUUGGAUCCUAUAGUUAUAAGAAGCGCCAAACAUCUUGCAGUGGGCAAACUAAAAGGUUCAGAUGCGAGGUUAGACAAUGAUUUAACUUUACAAGAUAAAGAAAAUAAUUUACUCAGCGCAAGUAGGUUGAAACUGUUACAAGAUACUACAAUGAUUGAAAGUGCAUUAGAUUUAGACUCUUUAGAUGAUUCUAGUUUAGGAGCAAACAGUAGCCAAGCAGGCCUGAUGAAAGUUAGUGUUUGAGGUGAAAGUCACAUCAAGUUCUGAUCAUGACCUGAGAGUAGAGGCUACUCUAAUCGAUAUAAUCAUUGAUUAAUUUUGUAACUCCUUCACAGUUCAAUAACCUGUAUUAAAACUACGUCAUGUAGUACAUUAACAAAAGCCAAUAUUUAUUGUUGUUUUACAAAAUUCAUUAAAUGGAUUCAAUUUCCAGUUAUACUAUUUUUAUGCAAUAACUGAUUUGAUUUUAACUGAUAUUCAGUUUAAUUAUGCCAAGGUUUCAAUAUUUUCAAGUAUCUCUGAAAUAAAAUACUUUUUUAUAUUGCAACAGUUAUUUUUUAUACAGUCUGAAAUUUAAACAAGUUAUAAUUUUAUUCUGUUGCACCAUGGAUUGAUAGCACUAAAUGAGCUUAUGUUUUUGUUAUAUUUCAUGUUUAUAAAAUCUGAAUCCUGAUUAUAAUGGAACUUCAAUUAUUCAUAGUAUCUUGUGAUUUUUUUCAUUUUCAAAAGUGAUAAAAUUGUUGGUAGGUGAAUACAGAAGAUUGCAAAUUGAAUUGAAUCAUCUAAAAAUUAGCAAAACUUGAUGUGACUUAAAUGAUACUCAAAAUGCAAGUUUUUUAAUUUUAAUUAAGAUAAAAGUAGUUUAAAAUGUUAACGAAUAUAAAACAUGGUUGAUAGAAAUUCUUAUAUUUUUGUUUUCAAUAAAUAUUUUUAUACAA
This is a messenger RNA of Coccinella septempunctata (seven-spotted ladybird), 2584 nucleotides long. Its product is annotated as palmitoyltransferase app. The transcript has 10 exons. Bases 339 to 1889 code for a protein of 516 amino acids. NCBI's taxonomy places the organism in Eukaryota, Metazoa, Arthropoda, Insecta, Coleoptera, Coccinellidae. Gene Ontology annotation, cellular component: Golgi apparatus; endoplasmic reticulum. Gene Ontology annotation, molecular function: protein-cysteine S-palmitoyltransferase activity. Gene Ontology annotation, biological process: peptidyl-L-cysteine S-palmitoylation; protein targeting to membrane. The record is from RefSeq and is a predicted model, not a curated record.